ACUGAGGGAACUGUGGGUUUUAACGUAUGUCAGAUUUCGAAGAUGGGGCGGGCUUAGUUGAGCGGGGUCUCCCUGGGGGCGCACAAGGGAAGCGGUUGGGAAUGAAUGAGCCGAGGCCCCGAGCCCGCGUUCCUGGCGGUGGCGCCCUAGCUCCAGCGCGGUGACAACAAGCGUUAAGGUAACAACCGCCGCCGCCGCCGCCGCCGCCAGAGGAUGGCUUCCAGCUUCAAGAAGUCAAACGUGGCCUCCACCAGCCAGAAAAGAAAGGUGGAACCUAAGCCCGAACUCACUGAAGAUCAGAAGCAAGAAAUUCGCGAAGCGUUUGCCCUCUUCGAUGCCGACGGCAGCGGCACCAUCGACGUGAAGGAGCUGAAGGUGGCCUUGAGGGCGCUGGGCUUUGAACCCAGGAAGGAGGAGAUGAAGAGGAUAAUCGCCGAGGUGGACAAGGAAAGCACAGGGAAAGUCAGCUUCAAUGACUUCUUGGCUGUGAUGACUCAGAAGAUGGCCGAGAAAGACACCAAGGAAGAAAUCCUGAAGGCUUUCAGGCUCUUUGAUGAUGAUGAAACCGGGAAGAUCUCUUUCAAAAACCUAAAGCGCGUGGCCACCGAGUUGGGGGAAAACCUCACUGAUGAGGAGCUGCAGGAAAUGAUUGACGAAGCAGAUCGGGAUGGAGACGGUGAAGUGAACGAGGAAGAGUUUCUUCGGAUCAUGAAAAAGACCAGCCUCUACUGAAGUCGGUUUCUCCCGCAAGCAUGUGUAGGGAGAUUGAGUUGACUUGCUGGGUUCCCUGUUUCUGUUUUGUGAAACCUUGAGGUAGAGGCCAGCACUGUCUCUCCUCUUACCCCCAGCUGGUCUAGAUAGUUCUAUUUCCAAAUCUCUAGCUCAAUUAUAGAAUUUUAAAGAUGCUUU
Molecule: messenger RNA, 909 nt
Organism: Delphinapterus leucas (beluga whale)
Lineage: Eukaryota; Metazoa; Chordata; Mammalia; Artiodactyla; Monodontidae
Gene: CETN1
Product: centrin 1
Cellular component (GO): myosin II complex
Molecular function (GO): calcium ion binding
Source: RefSeq, a predicted model, not a curated record